UUGGGAAUUGAUGUGCCAGCAGUUUAUUUUGUUGACCGUGAUCGAAACUUGUUCAUUAUGGAAGCAAUAGUUGAUGGUGAGGUGAUCAGCGAUUUUGGUAUCCGAUUAGGCCGAAUAAUUGCAAAAUUACAUGCCGGUGGUAUAAUGCACGGUGAUCUGACAACCUCAAAUAUGCUUUUACGAAAUGGAAAUCCAGAAACAAUUGUACUCAUCGAUUUUGGCCUUGCAGAGAGUAUUGUGUAG
Messenger RNA from Gongylonema pulchrum, 243 nucleotides. The record is from the annotation of a GenBank genome assembly. NCBI's taxonomy places the organism in Eukaryota, Metazoa, Nematoda, Chromadorea, Rhabditida, Gongylonematidae.